This is a messenger RNA of Paramuricea clavata, 1434 nucleotides long. The record is from the annotation of a GenBank genome assembly. Lineage: Eukaryota; Metazoa; Cnidaria; Anthozoa; Malacalcyonacea; Plexauridae.
UCUCAAGUGGAUAAGCAGUUGUCAGGUGACAGCAACUAUGUCUGCAUUACAUCCGAUGCAUGGUCAAAUAUAUCCAAUGAACCAGUCGUCAAUUAUAUGGCUGUGUCUCCUAACAACUCCUUGUUUUUGGAAGCAGUUAACACUGAGGAGCAGGGACACGACGCCGACUGGCUUUCCAAAGAUUUAAUUCGAGUGAUAGACAGUCUGCAUAACAAUGUUGUUGGUGCUGUCACAGACAACACUGCGACAAACAAGAAGGUGUGGUGUGAGUUGGAACAGAAAUACCCUUCACUGUUCUUUCAUGGAUGUGCUUCACAUGGCCUUAAUCUCUUAGUGAAAGAUAUUUUUGCCGGUAAGAAGGCAGAAUUAUCUGGUGGUGGUCCUGAUCAUGAUCCAGCAAGUUACCCGUUUGAAGACUUACAGCUCUUCUUUAUCGAUUGCAAAGAUAUCGUCACAUUUUUUCACAACCACCAUGCUCCUAAAGCCAAGCUGAAGAAAGCCCUUGCUACGGCAAAGUUGAGGGCCCUGGUCCAACCAGCACCAACACGUUGGGGUACCUUAAUUGGGUGCUUUAAAUCUCUGCGAGCUGCAGACAGCAUCCUGAAUGGUCUUGUGUCUGAGCGAGAUUUCGUUACUGCCGGCGGUGCCAAACAGAAGGAAAAACGGCUAGCAAUCCGAGCAGUCAUAAUGGAUCCUGAUUUUGUUAAGAAGCUUGAUGAAUGUAUUCGUAUCUUGGAGCCCAUUGAGAUGUAUAUUAAAUUGUUUCAAGGUGAUGCAGUCCCGUGCUCUGAUGUAUACAAAGCUUUUCUGGUCUUGGAAGAAAAGAUGCGCAACAUGAGUAAUAUUAGUUCGGAGAAGAAAGAAUACCUCGCUAAGCUGGUGCGUAGCAGGUUCAACUUCAUGUACGGGGAUGCACAUGGUGUAUGCUACCUGUUAGACCCUCGUUACUUGGGCGAUGAUAUGACACGGAGAUUGCGCAAUGAGAUAGAAGAUUUCAUCUACAACUUUCUAAAGAAUGACGGGACAACCAACAAGGAAAGACAGGAGCAACUGGCCCGGGAAUAUACAGCUUUCCGAAUUGAGGCACUGAGAGAACGACGGGAGAACACGUUCCGCUUCAGACUCAUUGGCCAAUCUAAAUCAGUUCUUCAGUGGUGGAAGGCUGAUGGCACUGAUUGGCCAUUAUUGCAAGAUUUGGCCACACAUGUAUUUUCCAUGGCAGCAUCAAGUGCUGCAAGCGAACGUAGCUUUUCCACCUUUGGUUUCAUUCAUACCAAACUACGCAACCGUUUGGGCCCAGAAAAAGUUAAGAAACUAGUUUACAUCAAGACAAACACUGCACAAAUCAGUGGUACCGACUUAUUUGACUAUGACAGUGACUGUAGCAUCGAUUUCAGUAUGGAUGUUUCCAUUCUCGAAGAUGUAACAGCAUAA